UCUCUUGUUUUCACUUCAGCUUCUUUAAAGAGUUAAAAGAAAAAGAGAAAAAUCCAUGGACCCUGAAACUUUCGCUUCUGGGAGCUUCUUCAAGUGGGAUCCAAGAGGAGUCAUGGCGCCGGCCCGCUUGAUGGAGGCCGCUGCGGCUCCUCAGCCGCCACAAACUGUGGCUGCUUACGUUGGGAGACCCAGGGAGCUCGGCGGAAUAGAAGAGUUAUUCCAAGCUUAUGGAAUCAGAUACUACACUGCCGCCAAGAUAGCUGAGCUAGGGUUCACUGUCAGCACCCUUUUAGGCAUGAAAGAAGAAGAGCUAGACGAGAUGAUGAAUAGCGUGUCGCAGAUAUUCAGGUGGGAGCUUCUCGUCGGUGAAAGGUACGGCAUUAAAGCAGCUGUUAGAGGUGAAAGGAGAAGGCUUGAAGAAGAUGAUUCACGCCGGCGACACCUUGACAUCACCACCAACCCUCUUGAUGCUUUAUCCCAGGAAGGGUUAUCAGAGGAGCCAGUGCAGCAAGAGAAAGAGGCGGCGGGGAGCGGCGAAGGGGGGACGUGGGAGAUGGUAGUAGGUGGGGGAAGGAAGAAGCAAAGGCGGAGGAAGGGGCAGAAGAAGGUGGUUGAAGUUGAUAACGAAGAUGAAUUGGACGGCGGUGAUGAUGAUGACGGUGACGGCGGCGGCGUCUACGAGAGGCAGAGAGAGCACCCAUUCAUCGUGACGGAGCCUGGUGAGGUAGCACGCGGAAAAAAGAACGGUCUCGAUUACCUGUUCCAUCUCUACGAACAGUGCCGAGAUUUCUUGAUUCAAGUCCAGAACAUCGCCAAGGAUCGUGGCGAAAAAUGCCCCACUAAGGUGACGAAUCAGGUGUUUAGGUAUGCUAAGAAAGCGGGGGCGAGCUACAUCAACAAGCCUAAGAUGCGACACUACGUGCAUUGCUACGCACUGCAUUGCCUCGACCAGGAAGCAUCGAAUGCGCUGCGGCGAGCUUUCAAGGAGCGAGGCGAGAACGUCGGGGCGUGGAGACAAGCCUGCUACAAGCCUUUGGUGUCCAUCGCAGCUCGACAAGGUUGGGACAUCGACGCCAUUUUCAAUGCACAUCCUUGUCUCGCUGUUUGGUACGUCCCAACCAAGCUUCGACAGCUUUGUCACGCCGAACGUAACGGCGCUGCUGCUGUGGCAGCGGCUGCUGGUUCGAGUUCGGUUUCGGGUGGACCUGAUCAUAUGGGGUUCUAA
Messenger RNA from Hibiscus syriacus, 1225 nucleotides. Its product is annotated as floricaula/leafy homolog. The record is from RefSeq and is a predicted model, not a curated record. The transcript is spliced from 3 exons. Gene Ontology annotation, biological process: regulation of DNA-templated transcription. Lineage: Eukaryota; Viridiplantae; Streptophyta; Magnoliopsida; Malvales; Malvaceae. Gene Ontology annotation, molecular function: DNA binding. The coding region runs from base 56 to 1225 and encodes 389 amino acids.